This is a messenger RNA of Trichosurus vulpecula (common brushtail), 3432 nucleotides long. RefSeq lists its product as uncharacterized. The transcript has 5 exons. NCBI's taxonomy places the organism in Eukaryota, Metazoa, Chordata, Mammalia, Diprotodontia, Phalangeridae. Bases 974 to 2452 code for a protein of 492 amino acids. The record is from RefSeq and is a predicted model, not a curated record.
GGCACGGCUUACGUACUAGUUAAAGGGAUAAGACGGCUACUCUACGACGUUCGCCAUCCCUCCGCCAGCUGGUCGAACGAGCGGCUGUGGCGUUUUCUUUCCCCUCGCAGGCCUUCCAGAAGCGACUAAGGCGGGCCUGGGCGCCGAAGUCGAUCGUGUGCGGCCCUUUCUAAGGUCUGCCACGGCUACCGACGAUUUCGUCGGUAAAGCGGGGGUGCGGCGUUCCGCCUUGCCCGGGGCCGCUUCGGGGCCGUCUUCGGACGCCCACAGGGAAACGUGGAACGACGAAGAGAGAGUGAGAGAGCUUCUGGUGGGGAAUGAGCCUCAUGCGCUCCGGCUCCGAGGGGGUUAAGGCCGCAACCUUCCCGGCAUCCUCCGCAGUUUCGCUGGCACGCGCACGGAACGGCGGGGGCGCGGGCGCGGGCGCGGGCGCGCACCCCCCGCGGGAAGAAGCUGCCGGGGUAGAGAGGCAGCGCCGGCGGCGGCCGCGCUGCUGCCCCCCGGCUCGGGCUAGCGACGGUGCCGGCCCGUCGACGGCGGCUAGUGGGCCGUCAGCGACGAGGAAGAAGGCGACUCCUAGGCCGAGGGCUAGGAAAAGGGAUCCAGCUCCGGCUCUGGACCGCCCCAACUUCGGGAGAGUGGGAGAUCCCGGGGCUCGGGGGGCCUCGGGAAGCCGAAAUGGGAGCUCCCGGUUGGGCUCUCGUGGUAUGAAGGCGCCCCUAACCCUCCUCCGCUUCCCUGCUCCGCAGACUCAUCUCCGGGGCGAAGGAGAAGAAGGAUCAGAAUGGGGCCCUCUUGAAGAAUUCUGCCCCGGGAACUUCCUCUGUGUGUCUCCAAAGGCCACCUGUAUGUAUGCAUAUGUCUCUGCACAGGCGGCUCGUUUGGAGCAAACUGCGUGACAAACAUCAGACAGGGCAAGGGACUCCUCGGGAGUGAGACCCUGGAUGUACUCUAGCCUCAGCAGGCCAGGGUCAUGGGUCGCCUAGAUGACCACGCCAAGAAACGAAUUGUAGAGCUUCGGAAAGCGGGGCUGAGUUUUCGCAAAAUCAAGAAGGUCCUAGAGCUUGACAAUAUCCGCGUCACCCCACAGGCUGUCUAUCUCUUCUUGAAGCGAAAGAAUGUGAAGCUCAGCCCCCUGCCCAGCAGCAACCAUCCUCUCCCUCCCAGGGACCAGAACACCCAGCGGCUGGCACUCAGUCGGUCUGGCUGGAAGGAUGAGCAGCUCUGGGAUUUGUUGCAAGAGAGUGAGGUGGAGCCAAAGGAGUCCUUGGAAAGCCAGCCAGCUGGCCCCAGGGGAGAGCCUGGAGCUGGUCAGAGCUGGGAAGGCAAAGAGGGCGUUAGGAUUGUUGGCGUGACAUCUCUGCGUCAGGAUAGUGGAGCCCACCCCAAAGAUACUCGUUCCAUUGAAGUUCCCCCUACAUCUGCUAACAGUAAACUUCCUGGGCCUUACAGACCUGUCUUAGUGGUUGUGUCCAACAAGGAGCCAAAGGAGUCCUUGGAAAACCAGCCAGCUGGCCCCAGGGGAGAACCUGGAGCUGGUCAGAGCUGGGAAGGCAAAGAGGGCAUUAGGAUUGUCAGUGUAACAUCUCUUCGUCAGGAUAAUGGAGCCCACCCCAAAGAUACUUGUUUCGCUGAUACUCCCCAGGCAUCUGCCAACAGUAAGCUUCCUGGGCCUUACAGACCUGUCUUAGUAGUUGUGUCUAACAAGGAGCCAAAGGAGUCCUUGGAAAGCCAGCCAGCUGGCCCCAGGGGAGAGCCUGGAGCUGGUCAGAGCUGGGAAGGCAAAGAGGGCAUCAGGAUUGUCAGUGUAACAUCUCUUCAUCAGGAUGGUGGAGCCUACCCCAAAGAUAAUUGUUCCUUUGAGGCUCCCCAGGCAUCUGGCAACAGUGACGCUGGUAUUGGGCUGGGGGCUCCUGGUCCAGUGAGUCAGCCUGCUUCCCCUCAUCCACUGAGUCGGGGUCACAACUCUGCCCUCAUUGUGAAGAAGAAGAUUGUGGACAGAGCCAUCUUCCUCCACAAGAAAGCUGCUGUCCAGAGUGUGCAGAGGGGCACUGGCUCCUCUUCUCUCCCCCUUUUGGUAGGAGUGCAGUCUCCUGGGUCCAGCCCUGGCCUUCUAGAUCUGAAGGACUCCAGCCCACAUGUUCAGGACAUGGGCACUCAGACCCGUCUGUCUUGGUCCAGUGUCCAGGGCCUGGCUGAGAAGCUGGAUGCAGUGCAAGGGGCUGUGCAGCAGGUCCUGCAGGUGCUCCAAGUGCUGAUGGAUCAGCAGAGUCGGCUAGAACGGCAGCAGGAGCAGCAGCAGCUCUGGCAACAGCAGGUGCUGGGGACUCUGCAGCAGCUCAGGGGGUCUGCCCAGAGUCAGGGCCCUGGGAAUGGGGAAACUCAGGACUUAGGGAGCCCUGGGACUCUUGAAGUACCUGAUUUCCACCAAUUUAAGAUGGAACCUCUUUGACCCUGUGGGAAGGACCCCCGACAUAGGUGUGGCGUGCCUGAAGGGGCAAGACCUUCAGCUUUGGAGAAGAAGGGGUCUGUGUCCUGGUAGCGUCUCAGCUGAAGACAGCCCUCAUAAGACAUGGGGUGUGGGCAGGAAACAUUUCCCCCCUCCCUCCAGCUCUUAUGCAUGUGUGCAGCACACAGAUUGUAGCCCCCACAUCCUUUUCCUGUGUUGGCUCCUUCUCCUGACAAACUCUGCCCAGCUUAAGGGCUUGUGGAGGGUGCUGGGGGUGGGGGUGGGGGUGGCUUAAUUACAGAUGAGCCUGGGAUUUGGGAGCAGGUGACCCAGGGAGGCAUUAUGACUUUUUCCUUCCCUAGGGCUUAGACUCUGAGGGAGUAAGUUUCUUUACCUUCAUAUGCUGUUAUAGGUGAGUGAAGGGCUCAGGUGUUUCUUCAAGACAGGGGAUGGGUCAUAUGGUUUUCUGGUGACUGCUAAGCAUGUUCCAAGGCUUAGAGCAUGGCAUGGGGCCAGGAUUAUGGACAUAGUUGGUGGUGGGGGAACAGUAGCUACAUGAUACUAGGCCAGCGAGGAUCAUUGAAAGGGAAGGAGAGGUUCUCAUAAUGGAGAUUCUUUUCCAUCAGGCAUCGACAGUCUUAAUGUGACAUAAUCUGCUCCACCUUGUACAGGUCCAGUGGGUAGAUGGGAUCCCCAUCCUAGGGAGGCAGGGAGCCCUGGGACUCUGCCUCCCUGCUGAGGUUGUCAUCUUUGGGUGGAAGAGGGGCAGACAGCUGGCUUUUAGGCAAACAAGACAGUCUGCCCAGCAGCCUGGACGGGAAUAGGGUCCAGUAAGACUCAGGAAGUUACUUUGCUGAUGUAAUACAUUUGUUGUCAUUAUGAAAGUAGAAACAGGGAGACAAGAAAAGACAGUAUAGUCUCCCCGGGUUUCCAACUCCAGAAACCAUAUCUAUGUCAUUCAUUAAACAGUUAAAUGAGCACAA